Molecule: messenger RNA, 735 nt
Organism: Rhododendron vialii
Lineage: Eukaryota; Viridiplantae; Streptophyta; Magnoliopsida; Ericales; Ericaceae
Exons: 2
Coding region: 283-624 (113 amino acids)
Source: RefSeq, a predicted model, not a curated record
UAGUUUUUGUUCCCGCCAAUAACUGUUAUAUGAUUUCCAACCGUUGCACCCGCGCAAACUGACCAUUCUCGUACAGUAUAUAUACACUGAAUUCCUAAACACCCUUUAGCAAAAACAGUCACAACGUUUCCCUAUUUCCCUAUAAAUAUACUACUGCAUUCUCAUUUCCAAUUGCCCCAGUACCACAGCCACACUACUCGACUCCUCUCUCUCUCUACACACACACACACAAAACACACACACACAGUACGCAGACUCACAUUUCUCUCACGUACAUAACCAAUGGCCGCUUUCAAACUGAACCCCAAUGCAAAGGAAUGGCACCCUUCCGUUGAAUCCCCGGUGGAAAACCGGUCACUCUACAUGACCUUCUCCAAUGGUUAUCCACUCUCCGAAUUUCAAAUUCACCGUUUUUUCAUGGCACGGGGAUUCGGGGCGUACGUGGAAAAGAUCGAUAUACACCAACCGAGGGAUACCGAUUACCCGUUAUUUGGAAAGAUCACUUUCAAACUUUCAUGUGUGCCAGCGCUGAUACUGAAUGGUGAAGAGAAGGUCAAGUAUUGCAUUGACGGCCGCACUGUUUGGUGCAAAAAAUACAAUCGCAAGGCCAAUUUGAAGGCUUGAUUAUACCGUAUACAUUGCUGGCCGUGGCAUGACAUGCUCCUAUAUGAAUGUGCUGAACUCUAUCUUUAAUUUUUAUGUUUGACACAUGUUUACGUAUCUGGAUUCUGUAAG